Molecule: messenger RNA, 945 nt
Organism: Laetiporus sulphureus 93-53
Lineage: Eukaryota; Fungi; Basidiomycota; Agaricomycetes; Polyporales; Laetiporaceae
Product: 2-methylcitrate dehydratase PrpD
Exons: 4
Cellular component (GO): mitochondrion
Molecular function (GO): lyase activity
Source: RefSeq, a predicted model, not a curated record
CAUGUCCAGCCACGCCGAGUCUGUCGUCCGUCCAGAGCCCGAUCAAGUGCUCUACAUUCACAACUACAAGAUCGAGUCGGAUUCAGCAUUUUGAGACCGCAAGCUCAAGGCUCUUUGAUUGACACGAUCGGGUGUGGACUGGAGGGCUUCGAUGAAGAAUGUGCGAGGUUUAUGGGUCCUGCGGGCGAAGGCACGAUUGUCCCGAACGGCACACGAGUCCCUGGUGCCAGAUGUCAGGUCUAUCCUAUCUACGGUGCGUUCAACGUCGGCACCCAGAUCUGCUUCCUUGCUCACCCAUCGGACGAUCUUGGUGCCGUCCUCGCCAUCGCCGACCGCCUUGCGUGCAAGGGGGAGCCGCUGACUGGCAUGCCUUUCGAGUUCCAGAUGCCAUACGGCUCGUAUAGCAUGCAAAAUGUCCUCUUCAAGAUCUCGUAUCUGGCGGAGUUCCAUAUGCAUGAGCAGACUGCGAUGGAAGCCGCCCACAUUCUCCACAACAAGCUGAAGGCAAUGGGUAAGAACAGUGAUGACAUCAAGAGCAUCCGCAUCGGGAUCCAGGAAGCCGCGAUGCUCAUCAUCAACAAGAAGGGUCCUUGGGACAAUUUCGCUGACCGAGACCAUACACCGAUGUGGCAGCCGCCUAUCCUCGCAUUCAUGCCCUCCACGCGAAGAUUCCGUGUCGAGGAGAAGUGGUACAGCGUCGACUACCAUGAUCCCAGCAAGCGCUCGAUCUCGAAUGUUCUGCUGGUCACACUCAACGACGGCACCGUGCUGAUUGAGGGUCAGGUUGAAUACCCGGUUGGCCACAAGCGCCGCCGUGCUGAGGACAUCGCGCUCCUGAUGCAGAAGUUCAAGAACCACAUCGGACCCCACUUCGACGUGGCUCGCCAAAAGAAAUUCGUCAUUGUUCCUUCCGUUACGCCACCUCAUCCUGCUGAUGACUUGUGA